Molecule: messenger RNA, 474 nt
Organism: Angiostrongylus costaricensis
Lineage: Eukaryota; Metazoa; Nematoda; Chromadorea; Rhabditida; Metastrongylidae
Source: the annotation of a GenBank genome assembly
CUUAUUUUAUUUAAGACUUUUGGUAGAGGUAAAAAAUCGGCGUUAGAUGGAUUCGUCUAUGAGGAUAAUGACUUUUAUUUUAAAAUCUCCAUUGUUUUAGGUGCGACAAUGGCAACGUCAAGAGCAAUUCUUAUGACUAUUGGACAGCUUUCGUUCUAUGAUCAAAUUAAACAAAUGUUGAUCGAGAGUGGCAUCGCGAAAGACAACUUGUACACACAUUUCACGAGUAGUUUCUGUGCGGCUAGUAUUGCAACUAUGCUAACACAGCCAUUAGAUGUCAUGAAGACUCGAUUAAUGAAUGCUCCACCGGGCCAGUUCAAGGGCAUUGUUGAUUGUUUCUUCUAUACAGCUAAGCUUGGACCAGCCGGCUUCUUCAAAGGAUUCAUACCUGCGUGGGUGAGGCUUGCACCUCAUACUGUACUCACCUUUAUCUUUUUCGAACAACUGCGUAUGAACUUUGGCUACUUCAAGUAG